Candida tropicalis MYA-3404 is the source of this 987-nucleotide messenger RNA. Its product is annotated as pirin family protein. NCBI's taxonomy places the organism in Eukaryota, Fungi, Ascomycota, Pichiomycetes, Serinales, Debaryomycetaceae. The transcript has a single exon. The record is from RefSeq and is a predicted model, not a curated record. The coding region runs from base 1 to 987 and encodes 328 amino acids.
AUGGCAAUAAGAAAAGUUUCUAAAGUUGUUACACCGGAUCCACCAAAGCCAGGGUCUUCAGUGGAGAUAAAGAAAUCAAUUGGUGUUAAUCGUCAAUUCAACCCAUUCUUAUUAUUUGAUCAUUUUACUAUUCAGAAAAAUGGUGGAUUCCCUGCUCAUCCUCAUCGUGGACAAGAAACAAUUACAUUAGUUUUAAAUGGUGGUGUUGCCCAUGAAGAUUUCACUGGUUCAAAAGGGAUAUUAUAUCCUGGAGAUUUACAAUUCAUGACUGCUGGUAAAGGAAUAGUUCAUGCCGAGAUGCCAAUUCCCAAUGAAGACGGUACUAAAACUCUGGGAUUACAAUUGUGGGUUGAUUUACCAACUCAUAUGAAAUCUGCCCCGCCUAAUUAUAGAGAUUUGAGAGAAUGGGAAGUUCCUGAAGUUGAAACUGAUAAUGGUAAAGUUCAAGUAAGAGUGAUUUCUGGAUCUUCACAAGGUGUACUGUCACUGAAAAAAUUAGCUUUUACUCCAGUUCAUUAUUACCAUUAUACUGUUAGAGCUGGUGGGAAAUUUGAGCAGGAACUAGAUCCAGGUUUUAAUUAUUUUAUUUAUGUAUUGCGCGGUGAUAAAUUGUUGAUUAAUGAGGAAUCCAAAGUUGGUCAGUUCAAAACAGCAUUUUUUGAUGAAAAAGGUGAUCAGUUUAGUGGAAGAAAUGCAGCUGUUAUGGAUUUUCCUGAAACCGAAGUCGAGUUUGUGUUGAUUGGUGGGAAAAGAUUAAAACAAAAACCGUAUCAGUAUGGUCCAUUUGUUGCAACCAAUAAGCAAGGAAUUAGCGAUGCACUCAUGGAUUAUGAAUUGGCUAUGAAUGGAUUUGAAAAGAGAAAGAGCUGGAACUCAUUGAUCAGUUAUGGUGUUUCAAAAUCGAUGGUUGAUGGGGCAUUGAAUGGAAACCUUGAGAAAAGAGCUGAGGCAAAGAAGGUAUAUUUGGAAUCAAAGAAUAAAUAUUAG